Daphnia pulex (common water flea) is the source of this 1467-nucleotide messenger RNA. Its product is annotated as cholecystokinin receptor type A-like. Gene Ontology annotation, biological process: neuropeptide signaling pathway. Gene Ontology annotation, cellular component: membrane. The transcript is spliced from 5 exons. Gene Ontology annotation, molecular function: neuropeptide receptor activity. NCBI's taxonomy places the organism in Eukaryota, Metazoa, Arthropoda, Branchiopoda, Diplostraca, Daphniidae. Bases 256 to 990 code for a protein of 244 amino acids. The record is from RefSeq and is a predicted model, not a curated record.
UUAUUACAAAGUGAGACCGGUGAGAGAGAGGAAGUUUAAGCAGUUUAAGAUAAAGAUAGGAAGCAAAAUGGAAGGAAUGAUGACAUUCGAAAUUCAGCUGAAGCUGUUUCCGUCAGCGUGUCCGGAUGGACGUUGGUGGCCAUCUCCGUGGAGCGCUUCUACGCCAUUUGUCAUCCGCUGACGUCUAGGAAAUGGCAAACAAGAAGUCACGCCAGAUACAUCAUCCUAGCCGUCUGGCUUGGUUCGCUGGCCAUUAUGUCGCCCGUAGCAGUUCUGUCGCAGUUGAAGCCCGUCGGUAACGAUGGACGCCGGAAAUGUCGCGAAGUCUGGCCUGAUGAUACCUUGGAGAAAAGCUUCACCGUCUUUCUUGACGUCAUCCUGCUCAUCAUCCCGCUCUUUCUCAUGGUCGCCAUGUACGGAAUGAUUGUCAAUCACUUGUGGAAAGUGGAUCAAGGAGGCGGCGGGGAGGAAAGCGAUGCAGCCAUGAGUGUGACGGCCCGAAACACUUCGGCCAACCGGAAUUCAAUCGGCCAGACGGAGAGACUCACGAGCAGCGCCCUGACGGUCAAUGUUAAUGGAAACGGAGCGUCGACAUCACGCGCCGGCAUUUAUCGCGGCAACAAAAGGUCCACAGUGUCCGGCAGCACGGCAGGUCUGCCCGCCACGCCCAGCCUACGUCGCUGCAACCCGGAGCACUGCCUGAAAACCAAGCGGCGCGUCCUGAAAAUGCUAAUCGUCGUCGUCCUCGAGUUCUUCAUCUGCUGGACGCCGCUCUACGUCGUCAACACCAUGUCUUUCUUCGCUCCAAGAGCCCUGUACGAGGGACUCGGCUACACCGGCAUCUCUCUCAUGCAGCUCCUGGCUCAGGCCAGCUGUUGCUGCAAUCCCAUCACCUACUGCUUCAUGAGUUCGUCCUUUCGCCGGGCUUUUGUCAAAGCCUUCGGAUGUUCCAAAACGGAGAAUUUUUCGCGAUCCGUCGGGACCGUCUGAUAUCCCCCCCAGGGCGCGUUUGCGGUCGAAAUUUCAAACCCCCAGUUCCGAGAGUUCCCCCACCGUUUAUCCUGUCAAAUUCAAAUUAUUUUUUUGGAAUAGCAAUUUUUAUUUAAAGAAUUGUAUAACAGAGUUUUUCAAACAUGCAUAGCCUGGAUUUUUCAUUAUAUUCGAUUUACUUAAAAAAUCCAGCGGUUUAAUCAAUUUAUAAUGACAAAAUCUAAUCUAUCACAGUCUUGUUGUGUUUCUACUACUUGGCACCCGGGUGAAUCUUAUUAUAAUGAAAUAUGCAUCUAAAAUUGAAGUGGAAAUACACAGACAUCUUAUCGCUCUAUCAGUCUAUAGCUCAAAGUUUAUUCCUUCUCUUCUCUUCUUCAUCUGCUUCUAAUUGACAUUGAAUUUAUUAUUGUUGUAUCACUGGUAUGUUUCUUCGUCUGUAUCCCAUAUCGCAAAAUCAAAUAAAACAAGUAUAUUCGA